Emys orbicularis (European pond turtle) is the source of this 921-nucleotide messenger RNA. RefSeq names its product solute carrier family 25 member 48 (gene SLC25A48). NCBI's taxonomy places the organism in Eukaryota, Metazoa, Chordata, Testudines, Emydidae. Gene Ontology annotation, biological process: transmembrane transport. Gene Ontology annotation, cellular component: mitochondrion. The transcript is spliced from 7 exons. The record is from RefSeq and is a predicted model, not a curated record. Gene Ontology annotation, molecular function: transmembrane transporter activity. The coding region runs from base 1 to 921 and encodes 306 amino acids.
AUGGGCAGUCUUCAGUUAGAGGAUUUUGUAGCUGGUUGGAUAGGAGGAGCUGCAAGUGUAAUUGUGGGGCAUCCUCUGGACACAGUAAAGACUCGUUUACAAGCUGGACAAGGAUAUGGAAAUACACUUAAUUGUAUCCUUACCGUGUACAGAAAUGAAAGUGUUGUUGGAUUCUUUAAAGGAAUGUCUUUCCCAUUGGCCAGCAUUGCUGUCUACAGCUCGGUGACAUUUGGUGUCUUCAGCAAUACUCAAAGGUUUAUUAGCCAGCAGCGCUAUGGAGAUUCUAACCAUGCCCCGGCACUCUCGGACUUGAUCGUUGCCAGCAUGGUAGCAGGGGUUGUCUCGGUAGGAAUUGGUGGGCCUGUGGACCUGAUAAAGAUAAGACUACAGAUGCAGACACAGACAUUUUUUAAAGCAAACAUAAACUUAAAGCACAGGGCAAUUGGGUUUCCCGCAUACAGAGGCCCAAUUCACUGUGUUAGUUCAAUCCUUCGGCAGGAGGGCUUAGCUGGAAUGUACCGAGGUGCCGGAGCAAUGCUUCUGAGGGAUGUUCCUGGGUAUUGCCUAUACUUCAUCCCUUAUACAGUUCUCUGUGGCUGGAUUACUCCCGAGGGAUGCAUAUCUCCUAGUCCCUCUUCUGUGUGGAUGGCAGGAGGUAUAGCAGGAGCAAUUUCCUGGGGGACUGCUACUCCGAUGGAUGUUGUGAAAAGUCGACUUCAAGCUGAUGGGGUUUAUUUAAACAAAUACAAAGGAGUCGUUGAUUGUAUCUCCCAGAGCUACCAUAGUGAGGGCUUAAAAGUCUUUGUUAGGGGCAUCACAGUCAACGCAGUGCGAGGAUUCCCGAUGAGUGCAGCCAUGUUUCUUGGAUAUGAACUUUCACGCAAAGCACUAAGAGGAGACCAAGCUGAGACCAAUCCUUAA